AAGGAAAUAAACCGACAAUUAGAAAAGGCAAGUCCAAGUGGCGAAACAAGUGCAGAUAUUACCGAACAAAAAGGGGCAGAAACUAGCCCAAGCCAAGGAGAAAAUUUACCCACGGAUGCGUCAUCACCCCAAGGAAUUAAAAAAAAAUAG
This is a messenger RNA of Dentiscutata heterogama, 150 nucleotides long. The record is from the annotation of a GenBank genome assembly. Lineage: Eukaryota; Fungi; Glomeromycota; Glomeromycetes; Diversisporales; Gigasporaceae.